Messenger RNA from Phlebotomus papatasi, 756 nucleotides. RefSeq lists its product as uncharacterized. Bases 1 to 756 code for a protein of 251 amino acids. The record is from RefSeq and is a predicted model, not a curated record. The transcript has a single exon. Lineage: Eukaryota; Metazoa; Arthropoda; Insecta; Diptera; Psychodidae.
AUGAGAAGAGUCAUUCGUAUGCCAGAUGAAGAUCGAUGCAGGAGGUCAACGGAAGAAUUUAAGAAGAUGUGUGGCUUACCGCAAAUCAUAGCAGCAGUUGAUGGAAGUCACAUUCCGAUUUUACCACCAGAAGAAGGACGCAAAGAUUUUAUGAAUCGAAAAAACUACGGCUCAAUCAUACUUCAAGGAACAGUAGACCACAAUAUUAAGUUUAUACACGUGAGCGUAAAGUUUCCAGGAUCAUGCCAUGAUGCGUUUGCUUUCAAAAAUUCAUCUCUCUUUCUAAGACAUGAUGAACUUAUUCCGGAAAGUAAUUUUCAAUUGAAUAAUGUAAAUAUUCCAUAUAUUAUAGUUGGAGAUCCAGCGUAUCCCCUUCUUCCAUGGCUAAUGAAGGACUUUUACGGUUUAAAUCUACCAGCGGAUAAGGACCAAUUUAACAAAUUUUUAAACAAGGCAAGGGUUACAGUAGAAAUUGCAUUUGGUCGAUUGAAGGGAAGAUGGAGAAUUCUCUUAAAAAGGAGCGACAUAAUUUACACAUUUAUGCCUCAGGUAGUUGCAGCUUGCUGCACAUUACACAAUUUCGUCGAAGAUGAAAAUGAUGAAUUUCAAGUUGAUUGGAUUCCUACUCCUAGAGAAUUAGAAGAUUUUCCUGAACCACCAAGAUAUCAAUCUCACGAGAGGGAUUCCUUGGAUGGAACAACUAUUCGAAACACUUUGCUGACUUAUCUUAUUCAAACAUUUAAUUCAUCUAACUAA